GAGCCGGGGCCGCUUGGAGCCCGGGCGCGUCACCGCCACCGGCCGCCCAGCGCCCGCCGCGCCCCACCCCGCGGGGGCGCCCUCCCGGCGGCGAUCUGCGCGCUCCGGCUUUGGCUCCAGCGGCUCUGGUAGCGACCCCGGCCCGGCCUCCACCAGUCCCCGAGCUCAGGUGGCGUGGGGCGGGGCGGGGGGAGCGGUGCGGUGUCCCCGCGGGGCUGCUCGCCGAGGCGUUGGCAGCGGCGGGACUGCCCCAUGCCCCUCGCCCUGGGCGCCUCCUGUCGCCGCCGCCGCCGCGGUCCCUCCCCCGUCACCUCCGAAAGGGGAAUUUUCCAGCUGGUAAUUUCUGCUGCGUCAACGCCCGGCCCCAGGAGAUGUCCCGGGGGCAUCCUGGCACCCCUCGCCCGCGCCGUCCCUCGCGCCCCCCGCCCGCGCCUCCGAGCCGCACCCGGACCCGCCCGCGCCGAGUUUGCCAACAGCCGGAACUGCGGGAGAGCCUGUAGGAGAGGCGACACCACGGCUUCCCAAUGAACAACCGGAAGGAAGAUAUGGAAAUCGCGUCCCACUACCGGCACCUGCUGCGCGAGCUGGACGAGCAGAGGCAGCACGGCGUCCUGUGCGACGCGUGCGUCGUGGUCGAGGGCAAGGUGUUCAAGGCCCACAAGAACGUGCUGCUGGGCAGCAGCCGCUACUUCAAGACGCUGUACUGCCAGGUGCAGAAGGCGUCCGAGCCGGCCACGGUCACGCACCUGGACAUCGUCACCGCCCAGGGCUUCCAGGCCAUCAUCGACUUCAUGUACUCCGCCCACCUGGCCCUCACCAGCCGGAAUGUCAUCGAGGUGAUGUCCGCGGCCAGCUUCCUGCAGAUGACGGACAUCGUGCAGGCGUGCCAUGACUUCAUCAAGGCCGCGCUGGACAUCAGCAUUAAGCCAGACGCCUCGGAUGAGCUCUCGGAGUUCGAGAUGGCUGCCCCGCCCGGCAGCAGUGCCGACGCGCUCAUCUCCGCCGUGAUGGCCGGAAGGAGCAUCUCCCCGUGGCUGGCUCGGCGCUCCAGUCCCACCAAUUCUUCCGGAGACUCGGCCAUCGCCAGCUGCCACGAGGGAGGAAGCAGCUACGGCAAAGAGGACCAGGAGCCCAAGGCCAGCGGCUCUGACGACCUGUCUUCGCAGGCGCUGUGGCCCGGCGACGCGGGCUAUGGGCCCCUGCACAUCAAGGAGGAGCAGAGCUCGCCCUCUCACUACGGGGUGAGGGAGCCGCCCGCGGCCAGGGAUGGCUCCACGCAGAGCUCUUCUUCUGAGCAGGCCGGAGGGGACGGCUGGCAGCCCACAGGCCGAAGGAAGAAUCGGAAAAACAAAGAGACCGUCCGGCACAUCAUGCAGCAGGUGGAGGACGAGAGCCAGGCCGGGUCCCCGGCGCCAGCCUUCCUGCCGACGUCCGGGCAGCCGUUCGGCGGCCGCGACUCAAAUUCAGACUUGACCGUCACCGAGGCCAGCAGCUCCGACAGCCGAGGGGACAGGGUGGGCCUCUGUGCCCACGCGGACGAGGGUCUUCUGGGGGCAGAAGCCAGCUACCUGGGCCGGCCCCUCACCCCCGAGAAGGACGAGGCGCUGCAGCAGGCCGCCGCGGUGGCCAACCUGCGGGCGGCGCUCAUGAGUAAGAACAGCCUGCUGCCCCUCACGGCCGACGUGCUCGGGGACGACAGCGCCCUCCUGCUGGAGUACCUGCCCAAGGGCACCCGCUCCCUGUCCCUCAACGAGUUCACGGUCAUCAGGAAGAAGUUCAAGUGCCCGUACUGCAGCUUCUCAGCCAUGCACCAGUGCAUCCUCAAGCGCCACAUGCGCUCCCACACAGGCGAGCGGCCCUACCCCUGCGAGAUCUGCGGGAAGAAGUUCACCCGGCGGGAGCACAUGAAGCGGCACACGCUGGUGCACAGCAAGGACAAGAAGUACGUGUGCAAGCUGUGCAGCCGGGUGUUCAUGUCGGCCGCCAGCGUGGGCAUCAAGCACGGCUCGCGGCGCCACGGCGUGUGUGCCGACUGCGCGGGCCGCGGCGCGGCCGGGCCGCUGGACGGGGUGGGGGCCGUGGGCUCCCCGGAGCUGUUCUCCAGUGACGGGCCCUACCUGGAGGACCCCGACGACCCUCGCGGGGACGGCGAGGAGGAGCUGGGUGAGGACGAGGACGAUGGCCUGGCCCGUGAGGACGCGCUGCUGGGGGAGGACAAGGAAGAUGAGGACUCGCCUCGGGGGCCCCGCAGCCCCUUGGGGUCGGCUGGCAAGGACUUCGCCUGGAUCUCCUAGGCCCUGGGCCGGGCACCAGUGUGGUGGCUGUGCCACCCCUCCACCUGUGUGUGCAUGCUUAGGGGUCUCCCUUGCCCGGGAGGGCCAUCUGAGCCCCGCAGCCCCUCCUCCCGGCCCCUUGGUUCUGCUCCUGCCCCUAGACAUGCCCGAGGGCCAGCCCUGUGGUCUCAGGAGCAGGUGUGGCCCCCGCCACGGGGGCUCUGGGAUCAAACACGAAGUUGGUGGGGUACGGGGAGGGUUCCCACCUAUCAUCUUUGUGGGUCAGAGGGUCCCCACAGGUGCGUGUGGGAGACGCAGCAAAGGGCCUCGGACACAUGAUGGCAUAGUGGCCAGGUCAGGUCAGCACUGCUUGGGUGUCGGUGUGGCCCCGAGGCCACAGGUCCGAGAGAUGAGGAGCUCUGCACCCACCCCACGCCCCCAGCGCUGCAGCCCUCCUGCCCUCCAUAGCCUCCCGCAGCCCGUUCCCUGCCUGCAGCCUGGCUCUGGAGGCUCCCCUGCCCGGCACCUGCACAGCCGGGCCUCGGGCCUCCUACAGAAGCCCUGGCCCUGGCCUCGGGGCCUGGUGCUCCACACAAAGCAGCUGCAGCAGCCCCGCCGGCCGGAGGGCUCCCAGGUGCUAACUGCUGGUGGGGCGGGCAGCUGGGUCCAUGGGGUCCCACUCUUCCAUGUGCACUUCUUUGGGGAGCCUGCGCGGCCUGGUCCCCUGGCUCUCUCCACCCUGUUGCACCCAGGCCACGCCUGCUGCCCCACCGGGGAACUAGCCUUUGCUGCUGCUAACACUGGAGGCGGCAUCCUGCCUGCCACGCACCGUCCUGCCCCCCGAACGGGUAACCGCGCUGUUUAAGUAGAGACGUGCUGAGAUGGGCGCGCAGAGCGGCUGUUUGGCUUUAUUCCUCGCGCCUGACCGGGCAGCCGCCUCUCCUUUAGCCUGUGGCUGGGCCCUCGUGCUGCCUUUCAGCGCUCACAGCCUGCUCUCCUUUGUUCCGAGCGAAAAGCAAAGGCUCUGCCUCGCGCACGGCCUGCUGGCCAGCACCCUGUCUGGCGGAGGGCAGACCCUCCUCUUCCUCGUCAAGGCUGUUUUGGCACCUGUUCCUCAGACUCCCACCUCCUGCCGCCUCGCUCAGGCACAGCACGCGCCCUGCCAGGGCUCAAGGGUGCCAGAGAGAGCCGCGGUUUUUCCUCUGCCCAGACUGAGCCCAGUGGCUUUUACCAAGUUUCUUGAGUCACAUCUAUUCUUCCCAGUGGAACCCCCCACAAGCCCUCAUGUAGGUUCCAGUGGCCCCAGCGGAAUAACCUUUCUGCUGGGGUUGGGGGACCCGCCCUGGCCCAAGUGGGUGCGUGGGAUAUGGUGCUGUCCUUGAAGUCCUGCCCCAGGGGAGAAGUUGCCGCCUUUGCUUUUACUUAUUUAUUUUUUUAAAUGAAAUCAGCCGCCAUUCCAUCCAUUAGCAGAGGGUGCUCUGGAAGGGGCUGCCGCCUGGCUGCCUGCACCCACUUCCCUCAGCUGCAGACCCUGUGAGCCCCUGACACUGUGUCCUUAAGAGAAAGGGCCAAGGUCGUCUCAAACAGGCAAGCCCGCCCCGUCGCCCGCUCCUCCUGCAGAGGGUGGGCCAGGUUGUGUGGGGGCUUCUGGACAUGGUCCCUGCCUGUCACCAGGGCGGCCCAGUUGAGCACCCCUGGGCUCUCAGAACUUGUACUUCCCCCCACUUUCUAGCCCCUUUUCUAAACCGACCUACUUUCUUACAAAACACAUUUUGAAACCAGACCUUUGCAGCUGACAGGUGUCUCUGGGUUUUGUACUGGUCCCACCUCAAGCCACCCUGCCCACGCCCCGGCCGCCUCCACUCAGGACACCUUGGUCUUUCUGACCUGCUCGCUGCCCCUGCUGACCUUUUGGGGGUUCGCUGUCCGUGCCACAGGAAUAUUUUCUUCCUUGAUACCCACACUGUACUGGGAGACCGAGGGCCGUGCAUCCGCCCCCAGCCCCAGGCCCGCUGUGCAGGCUCGGCAGCGGCGGACGGAGCGCACACACCCCCUCAGGCGGGAAGGUGUGCCAUGAAGGGUUGUUUUAUGUGACUGACCUUUUUUUUUAAAUCAAUGUUUAAGCUAAUAAAUAUUUUUUUUACGAAGAGGAAAAACUGUGUAGAUUACAUUCACAUUUUGUACUUUUUUGUUUGUGUCUGUAUUUUGGUGUUGGUAACACCAAAGUGGGAAACCCAGCCAGCCCGCUGGGUGGUCUGUCAGGGGGGAUGGGGAACACACCAACUUUUGUAUUAAGCUCUGGAUCCUGACCAGGGGGUUCAUUUGGACCCUGGGUUUGGGGAAACAGUCACAACACUGCCAGGACUCAAUCGGGACCUCGACUCAAAAGACACAGCUCCUGCUUCCAACUUUGCACAUCUCUCUCUAUAAAAAAAGAAAAUGCAAAAACUGGAACUUUCUGCAAUGUGAUGGAAGAUCACUGUCCUUCCCCUCAUUUGUGACAGGUGCAGCUCUAAGGCCACACUUAGUGGUGGUUCAUGUUCGGGUCCUGCCUUGUGCUCCGAAUGCAGCCCUCUCAGAGCUCCUUGUCGGGAGGGUGCCCUGUGUGCUUUUCUUAAAUAUUUAUUUUUUCAACACGCUUUCGACCUGUCAACAAAACAAAAAACAAACAACAAAAAAAGGGCCGUGUUUGAGGACUUGAUUUUUCUGGGAUAAUCUAUAUUCUAUUGACUUUAUAUUAUUAUAAACCUGUGUUGGCAUUGGAGAUGGUGAGCAUUUGGGGGAGGAGGUUUUGUGAUCGGCUGGGGGAACCCAGAGCUGCCGUCCGCUUCUCUGUCGCCUCGGGCAGGCGGACAGACCUCCUCCAGUGGGUUUGCGAAUCUUGUCUGCCUGGGCUCUGGCCUGCCUGCGGAUUUCCUUUCUGUGACGGGAUUAGCUGAGACAUUCUUGCAAAGCGAUCACUCAAUAAAUUGGGAAAUUGCUGCUCAA
Myotis daubentonii (Daubenton's bat) is the source of this 5261-nucleotide messenger RNA. It is a transcript of the gene ZBTB46, whose product is annotated as zinc finger and BTB domain containing 46. Gene Ontology annotation, biological process: regulation of transcription by RNA polymerase II. The record is from RefSeq and is a predicted model, not a curated record. Gene Ontology annotation, molecular function: RNA polymerase II cis-regulatory region sequence-specific DNA binding; protein binding; DNA-binding transcription factor activity, RNA polymerase II-specific. Lineage: Eukaryota; Metazoa; Chordata; Mammalia; Chiroptera; Vespertilionidae.